AUGAAUCAACAGAAGAAUUUGAAAAAGGUUCAUUUGCCUUUCGUGGUACCAAUCAAAAGUAAUAAAGUGGGUGCAUCAGAACUAAAGCCAAUUAAACAUCCUGCUACAUUCCAGAAAUCUUUACGAGCGACAUUACUGGUAGGACAAGUUUUUUCACUGUUACCAGUAGAGGGCGUAAGCAGCAAAUCAGCGUCCAAACUUGUAUUCGUGUGGUGCUCGUGGAAAUGUAUUUAUUUACUUUUAUCGCUUGUGGGACAGAUUUUUAUCACAGCAAUGUGUUUAUGCAGAGUUUUACACAAUACGUCCUCUUUAAAUAUUACAACUCCGGUUAUAUUCUAUGGUACAACGUGUGUAACAACACUGAUGUUUCUAAGAGUAGCAAUGUUAUGGCCAGCUUUAGUCCGCCACAUUGCGGGUGUUGAGGACCAGGAGCCAUAUUACGAUAAAAAUCUUACAUACAAAUGUAAUGCUACGUGCGCUGUUGUGUUGAGUUUAGCUUUGAUGGAACACAUUUUAUCAUUGCUGUCAGCUUUCGCUGGGGCGAUGGUAUGUUAUGGAGAAAAUUUGAGUCACCAAAAUUUUGUGAAGCAUUUUUAUCCGUGGGUUUUCAACUACUUACCCUACUCAUUUUUACUGGGUGUCUUAACCCAGUUUCUCCAUGUCCAAUCGACAUUCAUUUGGAACUUCUCGGAUUUGUUCAUUAUUUGUAUGAGUUAUUAUUUAACGUCACGAUUGGAGCAUGUUAACAAGCAACUGCUUGUGGCUCAAGGGAAGUAUCUACCAGAGAUAUUCUGGCGAACAAUUCGCGAAGAAUAUUGUCGUGCAGCUCAGCUUGUAAGAAAGGUGGAUGACGUCAUAAGUGGAAUAAUCUUUAUAUCAUUCGCUAAUAACCUCUUCUUCAUCUGUCUUCAGCUGUUCAACACAUUGGAAGAUGGAAUUAAAGGAAAUGGAGAAUGCAGUAGUAAGGGAAAUCCCAGUGGUCUUCUUGGCGGUUACGAAGCAGCCUCAUACUUCCUAUUCUCCCUCGUUUAUCUCAUCACUCGGUCCAUGGCAGUAUCACUCAUCGCAUCACAAGUUAAUACAGCAUCAAAUGUACCAGCAACUGUCCUGUACGAUGUUCCUUCACCAGUUUAUUGUGUAGAGGUUCAGAGAUUCUUGGAUCAAGUUAAUGGAGACAAUGUCGCUUUAAGUGGAUUACAAUUUUUUAGCGUCACACGUGGACUCUUGCUUACAGUUGCCGGUACAAUAGUGACGUAUGAACUAGUGAUGUUCCAGUUCAGCACGCAGCCUCAAGCUUCUGAUGCUACUUCUACUGCGGCAACACUACAGUUGUAA
Messenger RNA from Melitaea cinxia (Glanville fritillary), 1335 nucleotides. Its product is annotated as gustatory receptor for sugar taste 64f-like. Gene Ontology annotation, biological process: sensory perception of sweet taste; detection of chemical stimulus involved in sensory perception of taste. Lineage: Eukaryota; Metazoa; Arthropoda; Insecta; Lepidoptera; Nymphalidae. Gene Ontology annotation, molecular function: sweet taste receptor activity. The record is from RefSeq and is a predicted model, not a curated record. Bases 1 to 1335 code for a protein of 444 amino acids. Gene Ontology annotation, cellular component: membrane. The transcript is spliced from 11 exons.